Molecule: messenger RNA, 4940 nt
Organism: Maylandia zebra (zebra mbuna)
Lineage: Eukaryota; Metazoa; Chordata; Actinopteri; Cichliformes; Cichlidae
Gene: usp1
Product: ubiquitin specific peptidase 1
Biological process (GO): protein deubiquitination
Cellular component (GO): nucleus; cytosol
Molecular function (GO): cysteine-type deubiquitinase activity
Source: RefSeq, a predicted model, not a curated record
UUAACAUUAGCCUGAAAUCUGGCAUGUAAAUCUUUUCAGGUAUAGAAUUUCCCAGAGUUAUACGCGCAUUUCCAAAUGUUCGGCAACACCUGAUGAUUUUCAAGCUUAGUCGUGACCGUUUUUUUUAAACAUUCUGGCCGGAUGUUUUGACGCGAUAUCCGAGCGUUGCCGGCGAUGUAGCGGCCAGCGAAUCUUCAAGCAGGAAAAAGCGCCAACUUCUGUUGUACCGUCUGAAUUGUUAAACACUCCGUAAAGCAUUUCGAGACGGGAUGUUUAAUGGAAAAUAUUAAACUUAAACUGGAAUGAAGCAUUCGGUGAGGUGCGCUGUUGCGUCUCAGUAGGAAUUUAAAAGAAAAAUCGCCCUCAAGGUACCGGGAGGAAAGAUGCCAGGUCUGCAGGGUGAAAGUGUGGUAUCAGCGGCUCCGGGGAGCCCAGUGAAGAAGAGUAAACUCUCUCUGAAGUUCUUCCAGAAGAAGGAAACCAAGCGGGCUCUGGAUUUCUCGGAACCUCAGACAGAAGAACCCAAAACAUGUGAGCCAGAGGAGCAUGAGGCAAGCAGCUGUGAUCAGGUGGUCCCGGGGCCUUCUCAGUGUCCUUCCUCACCCAGCCUCCUCCUGUCCUGCGAGAAGAGAGAGAACUUGGUGCCGUUCGUGGGGCUCAACAAUCUGGGCAAUACCUGCUAUUUGAACAGCAUCUUACAGGUUCUUUAUUACUGCCCAGGCUUCAGAGAAGGCAUAAAGAAGCUUCACGAUCUCUCCAUCCAGAAGGAGAAACCCAAGGAAGAAACUGAGAAAAGCGAAGAGCCACACUGUCAGCAGUCAGACGGUGUGUCGGAGGCUCUGCCAGCUCACAUCGAGCUUCUUGGGAGCUUCAACACUUUGAUAACUGCAGUGGAGCAGCUGCAGUCUAGCUUCCUGCUUAAUCCUGACAGCUUCACCGAUGGAGAGCUAGCCACACCACCGCGCAAAAUUCUGCACACGCUCAGGCAGCUGAACCCCAUGUACGAAGGUUAUCUCCAGCAUGAUGCUCAGGAAGUUCUGCAGUGCAUCCUGGGAUAUAUCCAGGAAGCCUGUGAUACUAUCAGGAAAGAGCUGAAAGUAGAAGGCGAGGAGGAGGAUGUGUCGGAAGUUAAACUCGAGAAUGGUCUCGAUUUGGGGUCCGGCGGCUCUGGCGCAGAAUCCAAAGCUUCCACGGAAGAGGAUGGUCAAGUUGCUGGGAAAAGAAAGAGCGACACAGAAGUGGGGAAUGCCAAGAAAAAAUCCAAAUCCCUGAAGUCUAAGAAAUCAGAUUCUGCAGAGGAAAACCUGAGUAGAAAUAGACCCCUUACUCGCUCCAAAAGGAAGUCCUCCAGUGAAAUCACCAUGGACAGCAGCAAGAAUAAAGGUGGAGAGGAGGCGGCAGGUGAGGAAGAGACGAAGAAACCAAAUGGGGAAGGAGGAAGCGACGAUGAGGGGAAAGGUGAGAAGACGUGUAAAGAGGCAGAUGGGAAGAGGAAGAAGAGAGCUAAGUUGAGCUGCCUGAGGCCGUCUGGAAAGCAGCCAAGUAUUUUCUCCAAGUUCCGCAGCGUGGGAAAGAUCAGCUGCACAACUGUGAAGAACCAAAACAAAACAGAGCAGGAAAAUGGAGUGACGCACGACGAAAGUGAGAAAAACCUUCAAGAGCCACCCAGCCAAAAUGCAUCCGAACACAGCAAGGCUCCUAAACAUCAAGCGGGCCUGAGCCUCAUGGAGCGUUUGUUCCAAGGUCGGCUGGUUCUGAGGACUCGAUGUCUGGAGUGUGAGAGCUUCACAGAGAGGAGAGAGGACUUCCAGGACAUCAGUGUCCCUGUGCUUGAUGACCAGCCCAGCAGCCCCGAUGACCUCUCUGAGGUCUCACCAGACCCUAAACCAGAGCUGAAGACUCUGAAAUGGGCCAUAUCUCAGUUCGCUUCGGUGGAGCGCAUUUUUGGGGAGGAUAAAUACUUCUGUGAGACCUGCCAUCACUACACAGAGGCCGAGAGGAGUCUGCUGUUUGACAAGACUCCUGAAGUCAUCACUAUUCACCUAAAGCGCUUCUCUGCCAACGGUUUAGAACUGGACCCAUAUGCUGGUCUUUCUAAAGUGAACACUCCCUUACAGACUCCUUUGACCUUAUCCCUUGAGGAGUGGUGUACCCAGUCCUCAUCCACUAAAGGUCAAAACUAUCAGCUGUUUGCUGUCGUCAUGCAUAGUGGUGUGACCAUCAGCAGUGGCCACUACACUGCCUACAUCCGAAUGUCUGAUUUAACAGAUGUGAAGAUCUGGCUGCAGGACACAAAAACUGAAGAGAAGGAGGAGGAGGACGAGGUGAAGGAAGACAAAGAAGGUGCUCUGGUGAAGGAGACGGUGCUGGACUACGAUGAUGGAGAGGUGUCUUUCAGCCUGAGUACGAGAGGACAGCGGCGCGAGAGUUUGGCAAGCAGCAAAUCAGGGAGCAAAAAGCUGUCAGAGGGGGGUGUCGGACUCUUGGGAGGCCAGAGGAGUGUGUCCAGCUAUGACCUCGGGAACAGCAGCAGUAAACACACAGAGAAAGCAGCUAGCAGUGGUUCGACGGAGGGUUGUAAUAGGAGAAAAACCAUCAACAUUUUGAGCCAAAACACUGAAGCUGGACUUAAAAAAGAGCCCGAGGCAGUAGAGGAGACAUCGCAGGCUUCCUGUGGCAGCACAGAGACCAAAGAGCAGAAGGCUUUAAAUAGCCUCUUGGAAUAUGAAGGGAAAUGGCUGCUGUUUGAUGACUCUGAGGUGCGUUUGUUUGAGGAGGACGACUUCCUGCGAGCCUGUUCUCCUGAGACGUGCUGCUCAUCAACCCCUUACCUGCUGUUCUACAGAAGGAUGCCUGAACCUGGACACUGAAAUAGACAGACCUUACAGGAAACUGAGCUCCCAGGCAAAAGACAGAUGGAGUUUUUGCAAUACUUCAAACAGUGCCAGACACACUGUGACUGCCACAUUUACACUGAAACUGAAGUGACUUUUCAGCCAAGGAAAACUAAACCUGCAACAGCCCCACGGUGGGAUCAAGGCGCUUCCGCCUUCUCAUCCACUCAUGUGCAGGUACUCUAAACAGAAACGCCCAGUUGGGGUCAAAGUUUGUUUUGUUUGUUUUUUUUUUAACGUUAGGGAUGAUUGGUUGUGUAUUUUUGUUUUUUUGGUCUUUCUUCAAUGUUGACUUUGUAUUGUUUGUUUUUUACAAAAUGGCAAAGCACGUUGAACUAAAAUUGAAUUAAGUAAAAAUGUUGAAAACUGACUUCCCCCCCUGGGCGCAGCAGUCUGUAUUCUGUUUGAAUUUGAAAAUGUUCUCAUGUUAUUUUUUCAGUUUAUCAGAAAAGCUUUUACCCUGAAGCUUUUCUCAUCAACUGAUCCCUUGUUUUGUGAGGGUUUUUAUAUAGAAACCUGUACAAUUUAGCUGUAUAUCUGAAGCCUCAAACUGAUGUCAUUUAUACAGUGAAACCGACAGAUUCUCAGAAACUCAUUUAGUUACAACAGAUAUUUACAACAAACACUCAGCUGUCUAAUAAUAAUUAAAAAGUUUCUACAUGCUUCGUUGACACUAGUUUAUGCAGUCAACAGUUUCAGGCUCAGAUGUCAGAUUUGUCAGAGUGAAGGACGCAAUUUGAUUUUAUCAGUGAACUAUCAGGUUUUUAUAAUAUACAUUUUACAAUGUUAUGGAAAACUGCUUGUUUGAUAUUUUACUAUAGAGCCCAACCGAUUUAAUGUGAGCACGAUUGAUAUCUGUAUAGUCUGACCACCAGAGGGCGUGCUGCAGAUUCUCUGUGGCAGCUCGUGAUUGGGAUGCCACAAAUGUGAAAGGCUCAUUGAACAGAAUCGGGUGGAGCAUAAACAAUAAUUAACUACAUAUAACAAAUGUUAGAGAAUUGUUUGUUUUGUGUAUCUGAAAUAAAUAUUAGAAUAUGAGACUUUUAAAUGACCAAAUAUCGGUCUGAAAACAGUCAGUCUCUAAUGUAGUGUACAACUGUCAAGUGAGAUGUUUGCACUAGUCAGGAUUUUAAGAUCUGAAUCUCUAAUUUAAAACUCCUUAAGCUGUAGUUCAGUUUUAUGCUGCAAGGAGGGUCAAAAAGCACAGUAUAAAUAUCAUUAUAUACAGUUCAUGGUUAUUAUGGGGAGGAAAAACUGCCCACUGAGACCAUGAUUUAGCUUAUGACCUACCUCCAUUCUUCUUUUAAAAGAGAGAGAGAACAGUUUUUAAAGUUCAUUAGAGAUAAAAUAACAAAGUUAAGACUAAAACCGGACUGAUGGAAGUUCUCAAGCAGCGAAUAUUCAGUUUUGUACUUGCAUAUUGCUGGUUUUGAAAUCUAUAUGUAUGUCUAUAUCUAUAUUUAGAGAUGUAUAUACAUAUCUAUAUUUUGAUCUAUUAAAACAAAUCACCAUCCCUCUGAUUAAACCUAUGUAAUAUCAAGUUUUGUCUCAUGACAGAUUUAAGAUACUAUAGUUGAAGAAAAAAAUAGAUUUUCCUCUUUUGCAUUAAUAUGCUCCAUAUCUGAUCUAACAGCCUAGACACAAAACAUUUUAACUUGAUGUGGUAAGUUUCCUGUUUAUGAUGGACUGAGUCUUUUGUGACAAUUUAUUGAUUAGUCAUGCAUAGCAGAUGAUAGAUUUUUUGGGGGGGGGGGGGGUUGCAUCAAUUGAGCUUUAAAAACUCAGUAAAGGUAACUUUGUUCAUCUCAGGUCUAGUGAUGGUUUCAGAGAUUUACUUGGGUCUGAUGAGCUGUCUUUCUAAGUAUUACAAACCCUUUUCACCUGUCUUUCAAAGAUGAGUUUAUUAUUUAAAGUGAAAUGCUUGGUUAAAAGCACCCUUACUGUGUUGUUGUGUCCUUUUUAACUGUACCAUUCCAGUUCUCAUUAUGCGGAAGUGGCAUAGCGGGGUUUCAGAGUGAAAGCAAUAAAGUUUUUACCUUCACACCA